This is a messenger RNA of Manduca sexta (tobacco hornworm), 895 nucleotides long. Its product is annotated as PCNA-associated factor. NCBI's taxonomy places the organism in Eukaryota, Metazoa, Arthropoda, Insecta, Lepidoptera, Sphingidae. Gene Ontology annotation, cellular component: nucleus. Gene Ontology annotation, biological process: regulation of cell cycle; translesion synthesis. The transcript has 4 exons. The record is from RefSeq and is a predicted model, not a curated record. The coding region runs from base 180 to 743 and encodes 187 amino acids. Gene Ontology annotation, molecular function: chromatin binding.
UGCACGAAUAAAAAAAUAAAUUGUCAAAUGUCAGUUCAUGAUCCAUCAAUCAAGGACAUAAUUUUGGCGCAAUUUUUACAUAAACGCGUGAUAAAAGUUAACAACAAAGAUUAAAAGUUGUUACUUUAUCAAAUAUAAUAACAUUUGUGAAUAAGUGGAUUAAUAAUUAAAGAAGAACAAUGGCGAGGACCAAAGCAUCAGUAGGCUCGAAAGUUUCGGCCGGUAAAAGCAGUAAAGCUAGAUGUAGCGUCGCGGCGCCGCCUGUGACGGCAGGACCGUCAGGCAGUGGAGAUAGAUCAUCUCGCAGUUACUCCGGAGGCAAUUCUGUGUGUCCCCGAGAAACACCAAAGUGGCAGAAACCUAUCACAAACUUCUUCAUAUGCAAGGACAAUGGGAGCAAAGACUCUGACAACGAUAGUGAAGAUGAAACCGCAACAAAACCUAAACCGAAACGCAACAUAAUACAAUCAGACGACGAACAAACAGACACGCCGACAAAUACAGAACUAGAUGAAACUAUUGAAUUAGAACCAUUGACAGGAGAGAGUAGUCACAAAAUCGAUGAGUACUACUCUAAAAACAACGAGGAAAAUAAUAAUGCAGUAAAGGGGGUGAAAGGUAAAGGAGUGGGGAAGAAGACCAAAGGCAAGGAGAAUGUUAGUGAUAAUGUUGAACGGAAAAGAGAAAGAGAAGAUAAGGAUUUGGGAGAGGAACAAGUUAGUAAGAGAGUUAAGGUGGAGUGAGUUUGAUUUGUUUUGGAAGGGUUAAUAGAUUUUGAUGUUUGCUACAUUUAGAGGGAAACAUGCCCAGUUUUAAACUAGGUAGCAUAAUACUGGCACCUUUGAGGUAAGUCAUCAAAGUUCUAACGGUGCGAUAUAUUUGUUGCCAUAUUAAU